GUAUGUUUUUCUGGGAGGAUUUGUUAUAUGGUUAUUUUUUUGCAAGUUUUUUUUUUAUAAACGAGCUUUCAAAAUAAAUCCCAAAAACCAACAAAUCUCCAAAUGAUCCGUAAACUCUCUCUCCGCAAAUCCCGCGAAAGCCAAGACGACCAUCAAGAUAGUCGAGAUGGUUCUCCCCGCGGGUCCCCGAAAGGUUCCCCUCGAGGCCGCUCCCCUUCUCUCAGCACCAGUUUCCGCAACAUGCUCCGACCACGCUCUCGUAGCACCUCCGCAUCUAUAUCAUCCACCCUUGCCCAGUCAUUGACACCCACCUUGCCACCCAUCAACCCCAAAAAACUCAACACACUCCAUAAAGCAGUGUACACUUCCAACCUCAAAAAAAUCCCAUCUCUCCUUUCGACCCGUGAUCCAAACAAACGGGACACUCACCAUGGCUUCACUGCCCUCCACCUUGCCGCCCGCCUAGGUUCCAUCCCCUGUAUCAACCUCUUACUCCCAUAUGCCGAUAUGGAGGCUCGUGAUCUGGAUGGACGGACACCGCUUUUAUGUGCUGUGCUUGCUGGGCAGCUUGCGUGUGUAUCCCUGCUUGUUGAAUCGGGUGCAAAUGUCGGCGCUGUUGAUGGACGCGGGAUGGGGAUUGUGCAUUUGGCGGUUGGAGGGAGUAAAGAGGGGAUUCAAAAGGUUUUGGAGGUGGGUGGGGAUGUGAAUCUUCGUGAUAAGGAUGGAAAUACACCCCUUCAUUACUCCCUGCUUACGCAUACGGACUAUACACCCCUCCUCCUCUCCAAAGGCGCCAAUCCCAACCUCCCCAAUAAUCUCCUCCAGACUCCCCUCCAUGUAUCUCCACCGGCCCUGAUUCCUCUUUUACUUACCCAUGGAGCGGACCCGUCUUUACGGGAUGUGCAUGGUAAGACGCCAAGGGAUGACAAGGACGCAAAGGUCUGGGAGGAGUGGGAGAGGAGGGAAAAGAAGGGGUGGGUUCAUGAGGGGGAUGAUGAGGGGCGUGUGGAGGAUGUGAGUGGGGAAUCGGGAGUGGUGGAACCGGUUUUGGAGUUUGGGAGUUUGGAUGAGGGUGAUGAAGAAGGUGAUGAGGAGGGUGAUGAGGAUGAGGAGAGCGAUGGAGAUGGAGAACUAGUAAAAGAUGAAGUCAAGCAGCUAGAAGACGUGGGAGAGGAUGAAGGUGAAGAUGACGGUGAGGAUGAGGACACGGGAGAAGAUCACGAUGAAGAUGAAGAUGACGAAGAAUAUACUUCAGAAAACACAAAACCCCAACCAACACCCCAGGCCACUUUCCCCACACCCAGCCCAAACGAAUUUCAGAUAUCAGCCAUCUCCAUCGCACUCGACUCUGAAUCCUCUAUCGUAGAAGCAUCCCUUCAUUCGGAAACAUCUUCCAUAGCCUACUCGGAAUCAUCCAUAUUACAUUCUAGAUCUCCUUCUGUAUCCAAGGCUAGUCUUACGGAUUUGGUACCCAGUGCGCAUUCACAGGUGGAAAAGGAUGAGAGUACGGAUUUGUUGGAUGCGGUGGGUGGGUCAGAGUUUGAUGACGAGUUUGGGUCUGAUGAGGAUAUGGAUGUAGAGGAGGUUGAUGCGGAUGAUGGUUUGGAGAAACAGAGGGAGGAAACGAAAUUGCAUGUUGUGCAUACAAUGGAUGAGAGUGUUUCUGAGGAGAGCGAUUCAAUGGGAGAUGCCAAUCGUGAUCCUGCAUUGGUGACGAUGGAUGAAGGUCUGGUGCAGAAUAAAGUUGGAGAGGUGGAAAUGGGUGUAGAUGCGGGUGAUGAAGGGGAGGCUUCGACUGGGAUGGAUUUGUCUAACAUGGAGGAAGAAGAGGUGAUGGCAUCUAGCGUUGACCAAGGUGUGCCAAUUACGAUACCGAAAACAAACACAACCGAUAAAGAACCGAUCACUGCAGAGUCGGUGAGUGAACACCCGUCAAAUGCAGUUCCGUCGCAUGAAGACUCGCCAAGAAUGGAUUCACAGUUGCCGACCGACCCUCAAUGGACUCAAGUCUGGCACCUCCUUUGCGCCAAAUUCGGGUACACACCCACACAAGAUACUCCCACCCCCACCCAAUGGACUCAACUCUUGACAACCAUCACUCCACAGCAGUAUCCAACACCACCCGACCUCAACAACACCUUAACGGACCUCACAACCCGUCUGACAACCACAGUGGACCUCCUAGAUCACGCCGAAAAAAACCUUGAUGAAAAACAAACUGAGAUUCAAAACACAUAUACCCUCCUUCACCAAACCCAAUCCGAACUCGCUCAAGUCAGUUUACAUCGAGAUUUAUCCCGAAAGCGAGCGGCAGCGCUUGAAAGCCAAGUCACCAAUUUAUUGGCGCAAUUGGCUGAGCAUGAGGGAGCCGAGGAUGCGAGGGCUGCCAUGUUGGGUCAGGAGCAGCGGGCGGCCACUGGACGGGCAGAUGAGGCGGAGCGAAAGGUGGGUGCUGCUCAAGACCGGGUGAUUCAAGUGGAGGCCAUGUGUGAGGCCGAGAAGAGGAGGACGAGGGUUCUGGAAAGGGAGGUUCGGUUGUUGAGGGGCCGUGUAGCUGGUUUUGAGCGUGGGCAAGGACAAGCGCAGGAUCAAGUGGAACUCAAAGAAGGCGAAAGAGAGGAGGAGGAAUUGGACUCUUUGGAGGACCCCGACGGCCAAGACUCGACGACGACAACAAUAACCCCGGAUCCACAUGAAGCCUACAUAACUCGUCUUGAAUCCGAUCUCAAAACUCUUCAAACUGAAUUAUUACAGUCCCGGGCAACUCUCACUCAAAUCCAAACGGAUUUCACAUUUCGCACCGACGAACUCGCAGACGAACUCAAGGAAACAAAACGCCAGCUCGUUCGCACGACCCAUCAACUGGAUCAAACAACUCAAGAUCUUUCCAAUGCGACCAUCAAACUCGAACAUUCUGCCCAACAUACUCACACCCUCACACUCCGCAUUCAAGACCUUGAGCGCGACAUUCGGAAACGAGACGCUGACGUCGAACGUGAAAAACAAGAAAAAGACCGCGCAAUCCUCCUCACGGAACAAACCACCAACGACCUUGAAACUCUCCGUCAAGAACUCCAAUCCGAAUCCCUCGCCAUUGAAUCCCGAAACAGACAAAUCGAAACCCUCCGUCAACAGAUUAAAGACCUCACGACUCCACCCAUUUCUACCGACCAACAGCAAACAAACCCCACCCAAGAAGACCUCUUGACACUCCUCAACCACUACGACACUGAACUCAAAACCCUAACCCAAUCCCUCACCCACGAAAAAUCCCUUCGUCAAUCUCGCGAAGCAGAACACACUGCCAUCUUGGCUACUGUCUCUGACCUCGAAACCAAUCUCUCCGACCUUCAAAAAGCCCAUGCAGAGGAAACACACCAACACACCACCCGCAUCCAGUCUCUCGAAACCGCACUCGAAACCCUCCAGUCCUUAUCCCAAACUCAAGAGAACACGAUCAAUUCCUUACAGUCUGAUUUGAACACUUUGCAACAACGUGCCAUGGACGCUGAGUCCCAUCUCGAACGUUUAACUGCAUCUACGGCACUUGAUCUCCAAUCCCAUCAAUCCACCAUCGACACGUUGACCCACACCCUUCAUUCCCAAUCUCAUGACUUGGAUACCGCCCGCUCACUCGCGGAAGACUAUCGGCGGUUGAAUGAGACGCUGGGUGCGCAGGUUGGGGGUCUCGAAGAACAACUGGCGGUACGAGAACGUGAGCUUGCUGAACAACAAGAACGGGAACAGGACCUUGUGGAUCGUCUUGAGCAGCUCAAAGAGGAAUUGGAGACCAAGAACCGUGAGAUUCUUGAACGACGUGAUCGGGAAGGGGUGUUGCUAACAGAGAUGGAGGCCCUUCGACAUGAAUUGGAGGCAACGCGAGGCGGGGAAGCUCAACGAGGGGAAUGGGAACGGAGUCUUGUUGCAGAGAUUGAUAGCCUCAAGGAGGCCCUGGAGAUGCAAACCAAGACGAUGGAAGCUGAACGACGGGAAUGGAUCCUAAAAGUCGAGCAAAGCGAAGCGGCCAACACGACAUCCAUGCAAGAGCGCGAGCAAGAGUGGAAUGAACGAGUAGAAACCAUCAAGACGGAAUAUGAGGAGAUGAUAACGGCUCUCAAACAAACCCUUGAACAAGAGCGAUCACAAAAAGACCAGGAAACGACUCGUUUUGAUCGUGAUUUGGUUCAAUUACUCGAUACCCAACCCACUCUGGGUACCCUCAUCACUCAUCUCCAAACCACCUCCCACAUCCCACUUACAAUCCGGACGAACCUGACCAAUCUCCUGAACAUGGCACACCAGCAACACGAGACAGACAAAGCAGCCAUGGAAUCCAAAAUAAGUACACUUGCAUCUACCAUCACCUCCCUCCAAACCCAAAACAAGAACCUCCUCGCUAAAAUCUCAGACUUGACCUCUGAAAACGACCGUGCACGUCAACACAUACUGGAUCUCUCGUCUCACUCCCAGAUCCCCAUAACACGAAUCAGUGAAUUGGAAGAUCAAGUACGCCGGUUGAGUGAUUUGAAAACGGAACUGGAGGCACGCCUCACCCAGGCCGUAAGCGAUGCGGAGAAGGCUAAUCAAGCGACAAUACUCCAAUCGGAAGAGUACGCUCAAAAAAUAAACGUUCUUUCAGAUGAGUUGGCUACCUAUACCGCUCGAACUCAAUCCCUCCAAUCCCAACUCGAAGAAACCCAAGCAAAAUUGAAAUCAACGCUUCAAACGCUGGGCGACUUGGAAAACACAAACAAAACUCUUUCGGCCUCCCUUACGGAAACUCAAUCCACAUCCCGUAAAACCUGGAACGAAAAAUCCGACCUCGAAAUCCUUCUUACAAAAGAACGCACCGAUCACGAGCGAACACUCUUGGAUCUCAAACAAACGCUUACAACCCUUGAAGUCGAGCAUUUGCGACUGGAAGAAGAAAACAGGUUUGUCAGGUCUCUGUUGGAGAACUCUGCACGGGAAGCCGCUGAAUGGAGUCAACUGAAAUUGAAAUGGGAGACCGAAAAGCGGAGGUUGGAAGAAUUGGUUUCAGCUGCUCAAGACGAGAUCAAGGGGAUUGAAAAACAAAACAGAGAUGCAUUGAGAAAGGUUGAGCGAGGACGAGAGGAAGCCGAGUCUCGUAUCCUCGUCCUCGAAAAAGAGGUUCAUGCGAGCAAGUUGGAAUUGGAUGGUUGGAAAACGUCCAAAACAACCUGGGAGCAUCAACGGUCUACAUUGGAACGAGAACUGGAGUCCCAACGCUCUCUUUUGCAUACUCGAGAAACCGAGCUCGCCACUCUCACCAAACGACUCAACCAACUCUCUUCCAAUCCACCCCCCGAUCCCACCCUCCUCCAAGACAAAACAAGACUGGAAAUCCAACUCGAAUCUGAACGCACCCUUCGCAAAGAAAUUGAAAUACGAGCUGAAAAAACUUACACGACCCUCCAAACUGAAAUUGCUACCCUCUCCCAAACCCGAUCCCAACUUCAAUCGCACAUCUCUUAUUUAGAACAACACCGACAGUCCUCUGAAACCCGUAUCCAAACCCUCCUCAACACCCUCCAAUCCAUCCGAGACCAACCCACACCAACGCAACUCAACGAAGCCAACUCUAAAAUCCAAACUCUUCUUGAAGAAAAAGCUCGACUUCAGUACACCCUCUCCCAACCUACAAACAACAAUGAAACCACACGCCUCCGAACCCAAAUCUCCCACCUUAAACAUGCCCUCCAAUCCGCCCACCUGACUGCCCAACGCACCUACGACGCCAAAGUCCGCGCCAUCGUCGUUAAACUCGAACAACACACCCAAGAACGCGUGCAGGUUGAAAAAGGGUGGAUUAAAAACCAAACGGCUCUUAAAGCAGCAUAUGAGAAGCAGAUUCGGGAAUUGAAUUCUGAAUUGGAGAGAUUCAAGAUGCGUGUUGGGCAGGGUGAUCGAUCGGAUUCAAAGAGAGUUAUGAGUGUAUUGGCAUGAUUGUGAUAUUUUGGAACUUUUUUUUUUGUUUGGCUAUGGUUUGUUACUAUAUGACAUCUCCUGGACAAUUACUGUUGUCGCCAAUUAUAACACUAUUGGAAGCACAUUGUAAAAAUAUAGACGAGCACCUAGAAGUAUAGUGUCAUGCACUUGCCAGAAUGUGCUCUACGUUUUUAAUCCAAGAUUGUAAAC
This is a messenger RNA of Spizellomyces punctatus DAOM BR117, 6159 nucleotides long. RefSeq lists its product as uncharacterized. Gene Ontology annotation, molecular function: protein binding. The transcript has 5 exons. Gene Ontology annotation, cellular component: nucleus; cytoplasm. The record is from RefSeq and is a predicted model, not a curated record. The coding region runs from base 103 to 5967 and encodes 1954 amino acids. NCBI's taxonomy places the organism in Eukaryota, Fungi, Chytridiomycota, Chytridiomycetes, Spizellomycetales, Spizellomycetaceae.